ACGGAUCUCGUUUAUUUGUGUGGUUUGUUCCAGCCUUGUCUGGCGAGGAUGACACGGACGAUGUCCGACGCUGUGGCACUCGGCUUGCUCCUUGCCCUGCUGCCGGCUGUAACGCCGUACUACCAACUCGAGAACUGCACGCUGUCCUGCAGGCCACCCCGUAUUCUGCUGCGACUGUCAUGUCGCUGUUUAAAUCCUAUCCGUGACACAAGAGAUGUUCAUGAUCGCGGAAUGUACGACGACGGGGGCGGUACGACGACGCCCAAUCCUGAGGAAACAACCCCCAAUACUGAGGAAACAACCCCCAAUACUAAGGAAACAACCCCCAAUACUGAGGAGACAACCCCCAAUACUGAGAAAACCACCCGUUACCAGGAAACACAGGAAACAACGCCCAAAGGCACCCAGGAAACGACCCCUGAUGCAGACAAGACCACGCCUGAUGAGUCGACCAACCCCCCAACAACUCCAGACGAGGGAGAGGAAACCACACGGUCUACAACUACAAAACCAAAACAGCCUUGCGACCCUCGCUACAAGAAGUUCUCCAGCACUCACACCAUGUGUGGCAAGGACAUCGGCGUGGACGCCCCUCUCACCAGUGAGCGGAAGCAGAAGAUUGUAGAUCUCCACAACCAAUGGCGCAGUAAGGUGGCUCCGCCAGCCCCAGCCAUGCAGAAAGUGAUCUGGGAUGACGAGUUGGCGGCCAUAGCGGGAAAGUGGGCAAGGCGGUGUGUACUGGGUCAUGACAAAGGCUCGGAGAGGAAAGCAAUAGGAAUGCCACUGUAUAACAUCGGCCAGAAUCUGGCCCGUCGGAGCGGCGAGUUCAACUUCACCAAAGCCUUCCUAGCCUGGGUGAAUGAGAUCAAGGACUACAAGUAUGGGAAUGGUUCCAUCAACGGCGGAGUAGUUGGUCACUACACACAGGUGGUGUAUGGGAAGACAGUCCGUAUUGGCUGUGGCCAGGCCGCAUGUGGUGAACAUCGGUACUAUGUGUGCAACUAUGCUUCAGGACAAACGAACUUCCACACACCCUACUGUACUGGGGAAAAGUGCCCAACCUGCGGCGGCGACUUCAAGAAGGCAGGACUCUGUGACUGCGGAGGGCGUAUAUGCCAGUGGCGAGGACUUCUUCAGCCGAGCACCUGUUCCUGUAGCUGCCCGAAAAGGACUUCUGGAAGUAGUUGCGAGAAACUUGAUUGUCCAUUGACGGAACCGACGCGGUGUUCAAAUCCAAACUGCCGAUUCUUCCCGCUAACUUGUCCGAUAUCAUGUGGCGUGUGCCCCAAACCACCAGAACAAACGACUACUCCAACGACUACUUCAACGACAACAACGCCUGCUUGCACCCUGAAAUGUCCAAAGAACAGUAUCCUGGAUUCCAAGAAAUGCGAGUGCAAGUGUACACCCGGAUGGUAUGGAGAACAAUGUGAUUGCAACCUUAAGUGUGCAAAUGGAGGUAUCUUGGACAAGCUGACGUGUUCGUGUCGUUGCGUCGCUGGCUAUAGGGGAGCCGACUGCAGCAAACUGCCCUGCAAGCCUGAAGACUGCGUCAAUGGGACAUUGGACAAGGCAACUUGUGCCUGCAAAUGUCUGCCAAACUGGCGUGGCCCCAAGUGCGACUGUGAUCUUGCUUGUAAGAAUGGAGGUGCCUUGGACGGGGCGAUUUGUCAAUGUCAGUGCGCCGGUGGCUACAGAGGUAAAGAUUGUAGCAAGCCCCCCUGCAAGACCGACUGCGUCAGUGGAAAGAUCAACCAGGAGACCUGUGCUUGCGAGUGUCAAAAAGGCUGGAGCGGCCCUACCUGUGACUGCAGCUUGAAGUGCGCCAACGGCGGUACGGUGAACGGAGCGCGAUGUUUCUGCAGCUGUGCAGGUGGCUUCAGGGGCCUUGACUGCAGUAAACCCCCGUGCCAGACCAAGUGUAUCAAUGGCAAGGUCAACCAGGGGAACUGUGCAUGCGAGUGUACAGAGGGCUGGAGCGGUUCCUCUUGUGAUUGCAGCCUUAAAUGCAAAAAUGAAGGAAAGCUGGAUGCAGAUAAAUGUCUGUGCACCUGCGUCAACGGUUACAAAGGCUCAGACUGCAGCAAGCCUCCCUGUAGAACAGUCUGUGUCAACGGGCAGGUCAACCAGGAGAACUGUGCCUGUGUGUGUGCCAAAGGCUGGACUGGUCCCAAGUGCAAUUGCAGCCUCACAUGUUCAAAUGGGGGAACUCUGGACAAAGACAAGUGUCAGUGUGCAUGCGCGGGGGGAUACCGUGGUGCAGAUUGUACUAAACUUCCAUGUAAAACCGAGUGUGUGAACGGGAAGGUCAGCCAGGAGAAUUGUGCCUGUGAAUGUACGGAUGACUGGAGAGGCCCCAAGUGUGACUGUAAUCUGAAAUGCCAGAAUGGAGGAAAACUGGAUGAAGAUAAGUGUCAGUGCACCUGUACCGGGGGAUACCGGGGUGCUGUGUGCAGCCUUCCACCGUGUACCACCGAGUGUGUCAACGGCAAGGUCAACCAGGAGAACUGUGCUUGUGUGUGUAGCACAGGCUGGAGUGGAUUCAAGUGCGACUGUAAACUCAAGUGCUUGAAUGGAGGUUCCUUGCAGUCGUCCACGUGUAAGUGCACGUGUGUUGGUGGUUACCGUGGUGCAGACUGUAGUCUGCCGCCAUGCAACACGGCCUGUGUCAACGGGAAGGUCAACCAGAAGGACUGUGCUUGCGAGUGUUCAGAAGGCUGGGUGGGAUCCAAAUGCGACUGCAGUCGUACAUGCUCGAAUGGAGGAGCCUUAGACAAGGAGAAGUGUGCGUGUACAUGUGCGGGUGGCUACCGAGGAGCAGAUUGUACAUUACCGCCUUGUAAGACGGUCUGUGUCAACGGGAAGGUCAACCAGAAGAACUGUGCCUGUGAUUGUACCGAAGGAUGGACUGGUCCCAAGUGUGAUUGCAAUCGUAAAUGCGCCAAUGGGGGUACCUUAGACAAGGAGAAAUGCGAGUGCACAUGUACCGGUGGCUACCGAGGAGCUGACUGUAGUCUUCUUCCAUGUAAGACGAUCUGUAUUAACGGGAAAGUCAACCAGAACAACUGCGCUUGCGAGUGUACAGAAGGCUGGAGGGGUGCCAAGUGUGAUUGCGGUCGGAAGUGCAGCAAUAAUGGCACCUUAAAUGUCGACAAAUGUGAAUGCACGUGCGCUGGUGGUCACCGUGGUACAGACUGUAGCAAGCCUCCAUGUACCACGGAAUGUGUCAAUGGCAAGGUCAACCAGGCAAACUGUGCCUGCGAGUGUGCAGCCGGGUGGCGUGGUCCCAAAUGUGACUGCAACCUUAACUGUGCCAACGGAGGAACCCUGGACAACAUCAACUGUCGAUGCACCUGUGCUGGCGGGUACCGUGGUUCCGACUGUAGCAAGCCUCCGUGCAAAACCGAGUGUGUCAACGGGAAGGUCAACCAGGAGAACUGUGCCUGCGAGUGCACAAAGGGAUGGAAUGGUCCCAAGUGUGAUUGUGAUUUGAAGUGUGAUAAUGGAGGCACUUUGAACAAAGAGACCUGUAAAUGUACAUGUGCCGGCGGAUACCGAGGUGCAGACUGUACACAAGAUCCAUGCAAGACGGAAUGUGUGAACGGGGAUGUCAACCAGGCGAACUGUGCCUGCGAAUGCACGAAAGGCUGGACUGGUCCUAAAUGCGACUGUCAGCUGACAUGCAAAAACAAUGGGACGUUGGACAGCACCAAAUGUGAAUGCACAUGUGCGGGUGGUCACCGCGGCGCCGACUGCAGCAAGCCUCCAUGUACCACCGUCUGUGUCAACGGCCAAGUGAACCAGGAGAACUGUGCCUGUCAGUGCUACGAAGGCUGGAGCGGACCUAAAUGUGACUGUAGCCUGAAAUGCCAGAAUAAAGGAACCUUGGACAAAGCUACCUGCAAAUGUGCAUGUACCGGUGGUUACCGUGGUGCAGACUGCAGCAAGCCUCCUUGUACAACGCCAUGUACCAACGGGAAAGUCAGCCAAGAGAACUGCGCAUGUGUGUGUAACGAAGGAUGGACUGGCCCAAUGUGUGAUUGUAAUCUGAAAUGCCAGAAUGGAGGAAAACUGGAUGAAGACACGUGUCAGUGCACCUGUACCGGGGGAUACCGGGGUGCUGUGUGCAGCCUUCCACCGUGUACCACCGAGUGUGUCAACGGCAAGGUCAACCAGGAGAACUGUGCCUGCGAGUGCACAAAGGGAUGGAGUGGACCCAAGUGUGACUGCAGUCUUCAAUGUGCCAACGAUGGAACCUUGGAUAAAGACAAAUGUACCUGUACCUGCACGGGUGGCUAUCGGGGGGCCGACUGUACGCAACCCCCAUGCAAGACGGAGUGCGUCAAUGGGAAGGUCAGCCAGACAAACUGUGCUUGCGUAUGUACCAAAGGAUGGUAUGGUCCAAAAUGCGAUUGCAGUCUCGUAUGUCAAAAUGGAGGCACGUUAAACACCGAGAACUGCCAGUGCGCGUGUACGGGUGGUUACCGUGGAAACGAUUGUAGUCUUCCGCCAUGCAAGACAGAAUGUGUCAAUGGUAAAGUGAACCAGAAGAACUGUCUAUGCGAGUGUACAGAAGGCUGGAAGGGUCCGAAAUGCGAUUGCAACCUCAAAUGUGAGAAUGGCGGUACCUUGGACGCAGACAAGUGCGCGUGCACUUGCGUGGAUGGCUAUAGAGGAAAUGAUUGUAGCAAGCCCCCGUGUACGACAAAAUGUGUUAAUGGAAAGGUGGAUCAGGAGACGUGUGUUUGCAAGUGCUCAGAAGGCUGGGCUGGACAACAUUGUGAUUGCGGUAGGCAGUGCGGCAAUAAUGGCACCUUGAAUGCGGACAAAUGUGAAUGCACGUGCGUUGGUGGUCACCGGGGUCUAAACUGCACCAAGCCUCCAUGUACCACGGAAUGUGUCAAUGGCAAGGUCAGCCAGGCAAACUGUGCCUGCGAGUGUACAGCCGGGUGGAGUGGUCCCAAGUGUGAUUGCAAGCUGAGUUGUGCCAAUGGAGGAGCCUUGGACGAAGAGAAGUGUGCGUGUACAUGUGCGGGUGGCUACCGAGGAGGUGAUUGUACACUACCACCUUGUAAGACGGUCUGUGUCAACGGGAAGGUCAACCAAAAGGACUGUGCCUGUGAUUGUACCGAAGGGUGGACUGGUCCCAAGUGUGAUUGUGAUCUCAAAUGCGCCAAUAACGGCACCUUGAACAAGGACACCUGUAAAUGCACCUGUGUUGGUGGCUACCGAGGAGUUGACUGUGCACAAGCUCCCUGCAAGACAGCAUGCGUCAAUGGGAACGUCAACCAGAAGACGUGUGCCUGUGAAUGCACGGAAGGCUGGACUGGGCCCAAGUGUGACUGCAGUCUUAAAUGUAGCAAUGGAGGUACACUUGACAAGGCCAAAUGUGAAUGCACGUGUGCUGGUGGAUACAGAGGUGCGGACUGCACCAAGCCUCCAUGUACCACCGUCUGUGUUAACGGCAAGGUCAACCAGGAGAACUGUGCCUGCGAGUGUAGCACCGGCUGGACUGGUCCCAAGUGUGAUUGCAGUCUCAAAUGUGCUAAUGGGGGCACUUUGGACACGGCCAAAUGUGAAUGCACGUGUGCUGGUGGCUACAGGGGUGCCGACUGCACCAAGCCCCCGUGCAAGACGGAAUGUGUGAACGGGAAGGUCAACCAGGAGAACUGUGCCUGCGUGUGUACGGAAGGAUGGAGAGGCCCAAAGUGUGAUUGUAGUCGUAAAUGUAGCAAUGGAGGAACCCUGGAUGAGAAAACGUGCCAGUGCUCUUGUGUGGGUGGUUACCGUGGUGACGAUUGUAGUCUGCCCCCAUGUACCACGGUAUGUGUCAAUGGCAAGGUUAACCAGAAGAACUGCGUGUGCGAGUGUACAGAAGGCUGGAACGGUCCCAAGUGUGAUUGCAGUCUUAAAUGUAGCAAUGGAGGUACACUUGACAAGGCCAAAUGUGAAUGCAAGUGUGCUGGUGGAUACAGAGGUGCGGACUGCACCAAGCCUCCAUGUACCACCGUCUGUGUUAACGGCAAAGUCAACCAGGAGAACUGUGCCUACUGCAGCCUCAAAUGUCAGAAUGGCGGCACGCUUGAUAAGGACAAGUGUACUUGUACAUGCGCCGGUGGCUACCGUGGCGCGGAUUGCAGCAAGAAUCCAUGUACCACACCCUGCGUCAACGGGAAGGUCAACCAGGAGAACUGUGCAUGCGUGUGCAACAAAGGUUGGAGUGGACCAAAGUGUGAUUGCGGCCGGCAGUGCGGCAAUAAUGGCACCUUGAAUGCGGACAAAUGUGAAUGCACGUGCGUUGGUGGUCACCGGGGUCUAAACUGCACCAAGCCUCCAUGUACCACGGAAUGUGUCAAUGGCAAGGUCAACCAGGCAAACUGUGCCUGUGAGUGUACAGCCGGGUGGAGUGGUCCCAAAUGUGAUUGCAAGCUGUCAUGUGCAAAUGGAGGAACGCUGGACAGCGCCAAAUGUGAAUGUGCAUGUGCUGGCGGCUACCGAGGAGCCGAUUGUAGUCUGCCGCCAUGUAAUACAGCCUGUGUCAACGGAAAGGUCAACCAGAAAAAUUGUGCUUGUGAAUGUACAAAAGGAUGGGUCGGACCCAAGUGUGAUUGUGAUCUCAAAUGCGCCAAUAACGGCACCUUAAACAAGGACACCUGUAAAUGCACCUGUGCUGGUGGCUACCGAGGAGCUGACUGUGCACAAGCUCCCCUGCAAGACAGCAUGUGUCAAUGGGAACGUCAACCAGAAGACGUGUGCCUGUACUGCAAACUGAAAUGUGCAAACGGAGGAAAAUUGGACAGUGCCAAAUGCGAAUGCACGUGUGUUGGUGGUUACCGUGGUGCGGACUGCACCAAACCCCCAUGUACGACGGCCUGUGUUAACGGGAAGGUCAACCAGGCGAACUGUGCCUGCGAGUGCACAGAAGGCUGGAGUGGUCCCAAGUGUGAUUGCAGUUUGAAAUGUGGCAAUGGAGGAACCUUGGAUAAAGCCAAAUGUCAGUGCACCUGUACUGGUGGCUACAGAGGAGCUGACUGUAGUCUGUCUCCGUGUAAAACGGCCUGUGUCAAUGGCAAGGUCAACCAAAAAACCUGCGCUUGUGAAUGUUCCGAGGGUUGGACCGGUCCCAAGUGUGAUUGCAAGCUUAAGUGUGCCAAUGGCGGUAAACUGGAUUCGGGCACCUGCUCGUGUUCUUGUGUUGGUGGCUAUCGUGGUGCUGGCUGUGGCAAGGCACCUUGCACGACGGCUUGCGUUAACGGCAACGUUGACCAGAAAGACUGUGCAUGUGUGUGUACAAAGGGCUGGACUGGCCCCAAAUGCGACUGUAGUCGACAGUGUGCAAAUGGAGGCACUCUGGAUGAAGCUAAGUGUCAGUGCGCAUGUGCCGGCGGCUACCGUGGUCCAGACUGUAGUCUUCCUCCGUGCAAGACAGAAUGUAAGAAUGGCAAGGUCAACCAGAAGAACUGUGUGUGCGAGUGUACAGAGGGAUGGAGCGGUCCUAAGUGUGAUUGCAGUCUCAAAUGUGCUAAUGGAGGAACUCUCGACAAGGCUAAAUGUGAAUGCACGUGUGCUGGCGGAUACAGAGGUGCGGACUGCACCAAGCCUCCAUGCAAGACAGAAUGUGUCAAUGGCAAGGUCAACCAGGCAAACUGUGCCUGCGAGUGUCAGGAAGGAUAUGUUGGUCCCAAGUGUGACUGCAACCUCAAGUGUGCAAAUGGGGGUAAACUGGAUCCAAGCACCUGCAAGUGCGCGUGUACCGGCGGGUAUCGCGGCGCCGACUGUAACCUCCCUCCUUGUAAGACAGAAUGUGUCAAUGGCAAUGUCAACCAGAAGAACUGCGCUUGCGAUUGUAACUUCGGUUGGAAGGGACCAAAGUGCGAUUGCAAGCGGCAAUGUAGAAACGGAGGAGUCCUGAAUCCGGCAACAUGUGACUGCGCAUGCGUGAACGGCUAUCGUGGCUCCCUGUGUGGCCUUGACCCCUGUACCACCAAGUGCGUCAAUGGCAAGGUCAAUCAGAAGAACUGCAAGUGUGAAUGUUUGGAAGGCUGGAGCGGUCUAUCUUGUGAAUGCGGACUGAAGUGUAACAAUGGUGGCACCCUGCUAAAGCGGUACUGUCGAUGCCUUUGCGCCAAUGGCUACCGUGGCGACUCCUGCAGCGACCCCCCAUGUACGACGGAGUGUGUGCGCGGCCGGGUGAACAAGCGCACCUGUGAAUGCGUUUGCAGAAAAUAUUGGUCUGGACCCAAAUGUGACUGUAACCUUCAUUGCCAGAAUGGUGGCAUCCUGGACUCAAAGACUUGUUCCUGCAAGUGCGUCAAUGCCUACCGUGGUGCCGCCUGUGGUCUGCCGCCGUGCAAAAGCCCGUGUGUCAACGGAAAACACAACCCCAAGAGCUGUGCCUGCGAAUGUUCCGAAGGGUGGAGUGGCUCGAAAUGCGACUGUAAUCUCACAUGUGAGAAUGGCGGGAUACUGGACGGUAACCGGUGCGAGUGUACUUGUGUCAAUAAGUACCGCGGCAAGACGUGCAUCAAACCCCCGUGUAAGACUCCAUGUGUUGAAGGACGCGUCAACCAGGACAACUGUGCCUGUGAAUGUCACCUGGGCUGGAGCGGCGCCAAGUGUGAUUGUAAACAGCUGUGCAACAACAACGGGACUCUGGACGUGUCCAAUUGCAAGUGCGCAUGUUCCGGGGCGUUCUACGGGAAGAGCUGUUCAAAAUGCCGACGGAAAUGUGAAACCCCGCAAGUCCUGUCACCAGCUUCCUGUUCAUGUCAAGCUUUGCCUCCCUGCACAAAAACCUGUUCUAGUCAAACGGUGCUCUACAAACGAACCUGCUCCUGUGUACCGAACACUGUGAACUGCGCCCAGUUCGACGGCCCCAAAUGUAAGAAAGUAGUUGAAGGCAAGUUCUGUGGUACCCCUGCUUCUGAUGCUGACUGCCCUCAGGGAUGUGGACUCUGUGAGCGGGACUUCACUCCGCCGCCAAAGGAUGACAAGCCCAAAGCACAUAUAGACGACGAGGAAGAAAAUCCCUUUGCAAGUGGGUGUGGUAAGGCACCGGAAGUAGCCAAUUCGAAGCACGUCCAGGAUGGUGAUGGAUCCGUCAUGACUGUUAUCAUCUACUCGUGCCUUGAUGGCUUCACUGGAACCGGGGAAGGCAUUACCCAGUGCCAGGAGGACGGUACCUGGUCGGAUUUUGAGUUCACCUGUACAACCAAGGCUAAGAGGAGUAUUGCUGGAUGCGGACCCCCACCUGAACUGGACGGAAUGACGGUGACGUUCAACACCACCUCCUCAGUCGGCGCGACCGCUAUGUACGAGUGCCUCAAGGGAUACAUGGGAUCAGGAUUUGGUCUGUCAGAGUGUUCACAUGACCAUCAGUGGACGCGACCAACACUUACAUGCUCCGCCAAAUCAAGUAACUGGAUACAAAUGGGGCAAGCACUGCAAUCCCACAAUCCACAGUUCUACUCAGUCGUACAUGACCUAUUCUGGGAGUCGUGUUCACCAACUAUGACGGUCUCGGUGACCUUGGGACAAGACAAGAUGCUGUUCUAUCUUCACAACGUCGGAUGGGACGGGUCUGACAUAUGGGGGCAGUCGGUUCUCAGGCUGACCAAGCAAGACUGGGAUACGUUCUCCUUAAAACCAAAGCGCGAGUACAACAUCUUCCUCACUAACUCGGACUGGACCAUCCUUGUCGUCGGCGAUGACGGAGUAUACGAGAGGAAGACUCGACGUUCUAUCCUAGAUUGGUCCUAUAAGAAUGAUUCCUGUCUGCUGCACGUUGGUUCUGAUUCGGAUGCAGUUCUGGCAGGACUUCUGGAUGGAAACGGCCUACAUCAAAGGGACAUAACUCACGUUGAUGGAGAACUAUUUGCUACUCAAAGUCAAAGUGUAUCAGAUUUCAAAGGUCGAGAAACAGGUUGGUAUACCAAGAAAGAAUUAUCAAACGGUGUUCAAAAAGUAAUCCGUUGGCAUCCAAACAAAAAGACAGCGACUGCCAGCAUUGAUGACGAGACGCCGCAAUGGUGCCUGGACACGUGUUGGCACGAAGUAUCCUUGACCAAAGACACGACUCGGCUAAUCAACGGGAUCAUGGCUGGACACAAUGCCCUCAUAAAAGUAGGCAAGCUAUUAGGUACAGCUCGAGACAUCAUUGUCUAUGAAGGUCAUGUGACUGCAACCCUCAUGGAGUAUUGGUCCCCCUCUGACCAAUCAGCAUUCUCGGAACAUUCUGAACAAGUAUGGCAAUCCGUUUCUUCCCAAGGGGAAGUAACCUCGUGCAGACACAAACAGGAAACAUCAACGGUCACAUCCUACACAAAAGAGAAUCUCCCAAGUCGGUGGUUCCUUGACAGUCGGCCAUGGAGAAAGGUUUUAUCUGUUGAUUCUAAAGGAAUAGUCAUUUCGGGCUCCAAAUUGGAUCUCGCUGUCAGCCUCAAAGCCAGCAAAGAACUGAGACUGGGCAUCCGUCUCACCAGUGGCCUCCUCCACUACAUGACUGUCGACACAGUGGUUUUGCGGGAUUCAGGCGAUGUUGCUGCGGAGGUCACAAACCAUCCGGGUCUCGAAUUGGACAAGGAUUCAAAGUUCAGUCUGUAUUCUAACUGCCGCACAUGGUCAGCUAUUAUUACGACAGAAGGACAGUACAAAGUGUACGAGUACACCUUGGGCAACGUAGGCAAACACAUUGUAAGGACGGAUGUCGUCAGUAUAGAAUGGUUUGUGUACUGAUCUUUCACCUUGGUGUCGGUUGCAAAAUUUUACGUAAUAAAAUGGUCCAUGGUU
Messenger RNA from Haliotis rubra (blacklip abalone), 10788 nucleotides. Its product is annotated as fibrillin-2-like. The coding region runs from base 49 to 10734 and encodes 3561 amino acids. The record is from RefSeq and is a predicted model, not a curated record. NCBI's taxonomy places the organism in Eukaryota, Metazoa, Mollusca, Gastropoda, Lepetellida, Haliotidae. The transcript has 58 exons.